AUGGAGUUGUAUGUUUAUAUAUUUGAUUGCUAUGUGUACACUGUUUAUGUAUUUUCAGUGAACGAAGGUUUGGUGGGUGAUUCAUUAAGUACAGAUCAAGGAGAUUUAAACAUUGAUGGAUCUUCUUCCAUUCCAGUUGAUGAAGAUUUGGUUGGUGUUGUAGUAAGUAAUGGUGAUGAAGCUUUUGAUUUGUAUAAUGAACAUGCAUAUAGAGUUGGUUUUAGUGUGAGGAAGGGUAAACAACGUUACAAGGCAUCUACCAAGACAAUUCAAAUGAAGAGGUUUUACUGUUCUAAGGCUGGUUUUAAGUGUAAGGCAGAUGGUGGUGUUAAGCUUUAUUCAAAAAUUGAUACAAGGACAGGGUGUGGUGCAUUUGUUCAGUUUGAUGUGGGGGGUGAUGGAUUGUGGACAGUUGCAAAACAUAUGAAGGUGCACAACCAUGAGCUAUGUGAUUUAGAUAAGAGUCAUCUACUUCGUUCACAUAGGAGAGUGGGAAGUAACCAGCUUUCAUGUUUAAAAGAUUUGAAGCAGAGUGGAGUUGGGGUGGCAGGGGGUAUUAGGUUUUUGAAACACCAAUCAGGCGGGUCUCCAUUGGUUGGUUUCACUAGUCGUGAUGCUUAUAAUUCGUUGGCUUUUGACACAGUUAAGAGUUUAGAUGGAACUGAUUCAAAUUCGUUGAUUGAAAUAUUUAGGAGGAGGCAGUCUAAUGAGUCUGACUUUUUUUUCGAUUUUGAAGUUGAUUCUGACUCAAGACUGUGGAUGAAUCAUCAUUGUAUGAAUGUAAUGUUUGGUUGUGAGUUUUUGAAGAACGAGAGGAUAGAAUCCUUUGUGUGGUUGUUUAAAGCCUUUUUAAGAUCUAUGGAUGACAAGUGUCCACAAUCGAUUAUGACGGAUCAAUGUGCAGCCAUGGCUGCUGCUAUUUCUAUAGUUUUUCCAUCAUCACGCCAUCGUCUUUGCAUAUGGCAUAUUGACACUGAAGCUGAAUUUGAAUUCUAUUGGACUAGGAUGGUGACUGAAUUUAAGUGUCACAAGAAUACAUGGCUAGGGAAGCUUUAUGAUUGUAGGGAGAAGUGGUGUCCAGCUUUCAAUAAGGAUUAUUUUUCUGGGGGUAUUCUAUCUUCACAAAGGAGUGAAACCACUAAUCAUUCAAUUUCUAGAAGGCUGUCUAAGACUGCUGGUUUGUGUGAUUUCUACUCAUCGUUUGUUAGUGUUAUUUCUGAGUGGAGAAGUAAAGAAAAUGGUGAAGACUUUCGAUGUGCUCAAGGUGUACCUGCCAUGAUGAUUGACAAUGUGAAACUUCUUUCACAUGCUAGAGAGGUGUAUACAAUUGAAAUCUAUUUUCUGUUUGAGGAACAGUUAAUGAAAGGCAGUGCGUGCCACCAAGAGAUUGUGUUGAAUGAUGGGUGUCAAUAUAAGUAUCAUGUGUGGCGACCGGAUGUAGAUAUUAUAAGGCAUGAAGUUAGUUUUAAGCCAAUUAAUAUUGACAUUUCUUGCAGUUGCAAACUGUUUUCUGAAAUGGGAAUCCUCUGUUGUCAUUGUCUACGCAUACUUGAUAUAAACUGUGUUCCUAGUAUUCCGGACAAGUACAUUAUGAAAAGAUGGACCAAAAAGGUUGCAGCUCUUAGGAAUGUGAACUUUGAUUUACUGUCUUAUAAUGUUGGUGUUCCCCCUUCAAUUUGGGUUGUUGAGAUUAGUAGGAAGUUUCAAAAAUUGGUUGUUUCAAGUCAAGACAAUAGUGUAACUAGACAGUUUUGCGAUGAAGCUGUUGAGAAUGCAAAGAAAUUGAUUGAAGCUGAGAUUGGGGAAAUGAAUAUUGAAGGGUGUGGUGCUUCAUCUUCAAAUGGUAUUGUUCAAGAUCCUUCAAGCCGGAGAUUGAAAGGUGUGCGUAAUAAAAGGAGGAGUAGUAUUAUUGCAAAGAAGUACACUAUAGCAAGGGGAAGAAGGAGUGCUGCAAACAAGAUUGCUUCAAAUAUAAAGGGUGCCGUUCAAUCACUGGUUUUGGAAAAUAUAUCUGAGAUUGCUGGUGAUGGAUAUCUUGUACACCCAACUUCUAGUAGUUCACAGUUUGUUCGGUUUAAUAAGAGUUUAGAUGAGAAUGUAGUUGCAGACUGA
Messenger RNA from Ipomoea nil (Japanese morning glory), 2112 nucleotides. RefSeq names its product protein FAR1-RELATED SEQUENCE 5-like. Gene Ontology annotation, biological process: regulation of DNA-templated transcription. The transcript is spliced from 6 exons. Bases 1 to 2112 code for a protein of 703 amino acids. Lineage: Eukaryota; Viridiplantae; Streptophyta; Magnoliopsida; Solanales; Convolvulaceae. The record is from RefSeq and is a predicted model, not a curated record. Gene Ontology annotation, molecular function: zinc ion binding.